CUGAUGUGGUUAAAAGUGUAUUCUACAAACAGCGACCCGAAGGUCAUUUCAGCAUACUACAUUCAAGCCGUAAAAGAAAGGCGAGGAUGCCCUCGAAGGAUCCGUGCUGAUCGGGGAACAGAGAACGUCGGUGUUGAACAGAUGCAGAUGUUCCUUCGACGUGAUGCUACAGAUGACUUUUCCUACCACCGCAGUUUCAUAUACGGUUCAAGUAACCACAACCAAAGGAUUGAAAGCUUUUGGAGUACAAUGCGCAAGCAAAACGUUCAUUUUUGGAUGAAUUUCUUUCAGACUCUGAAAGAAGAAGGAUAUUUUACUGGGGAUUUCCUUGAUCGAUCACUUGUGCAGUUUUGCUUCAUGGGAAUUUUACAGGUGGAGCUCGAUGAGUUUGCUCAGAUGUGGAAUGCACAUCGGAUAAGAACACAACGGAAUACCAUUGCACCGCAUGGACGACCGACCGUAAUGUAUAUGGCUCCUCAUCUGUACGGAUCUGCAGAUCAUAUCUUUCACAGUGACCCCGCCGACGUUCAAAACUGCCAAGAAGAGUGUGUAACGCCGACUCAUCCGUGUGACGACACAGUUUUUGAACUCUGUUGCCUGAUAAUGGAAGAACUUAAUUUCAUUGUCCCAGAGGAUGCAAAGAGUGGCAGAGAGCUUUAUUUAAGGCUUAGGCAAGAGAUGCUACUUAUGCUGUAAUUUAUAUCUUUGGGAUUGAAAGCCUGUAAUCAAUUACGAUUUGAAGUAUGAGUAGGAACAUGAGAUUUAGGUUUUAAAAGCUGCCGUAUAGCCAUAUUCUACCAUACUUCACAAUGUAUUUUUGAUUACUUCUGUUAUAAAGUCUAUAUCAAGAAAGUUUUAAAAAAGACUUAAAAAAUAUGUUUUAUAAACAUAAAACAUCAAUUAAAGUUAAAACAUCUGAAUGUUGUAGUUCUUUAAAGGUAUAAUGCACACAUUAUCAAAUAAGACUGCUUUAAGAAUAGCAUUACAAUGUUUAUUUAACAAAGAUGCACUGUAGACAUUUAAGACUUAUUCAGUCAGAACAGUCUUUAAAUGCAAAUGUAGCUACAGGAAAUUAGAACCAGUUCCAAAAUGACCAUCACUUUA
This is a messenger RNA of Triplophysa rosa, 1104 nucleotides long. RefSeq lists its product as uncharacterized. The record is from RefSeq and is a predicted model, not a curated record. The transcript is spliced from 2 exons. Lineage: Eukaryota; Metazoa; Chordata; Actinopteri; Cypriniformes; Nemacheilidae. Bases 4 to 696 code for a protein of 230 amino acids.